This is a messenger RNA of Candoia aspera, 1195 nucleotides long. RefSeq names its product calcium and integrin binding 1 (gene CIB1). The coding region runs from base 53 to 625 and encodes 190 amino acids. The transcript has 7 exons. NCBI's taxonomy places the organism in Eukaryota, Metazoa, Chordata, Lepidosauria, Squamata, Candoiidae. The record is from RefSeq and is a predicted model, not a curated record. Gene Ontology annotation, molecular function: magnesium ion binding; calcium ion binding.
GGAGCCGGCGGAGCUGGGCUGGGCUGGAGCCGAGGCCGUCCGAAGGAGCUGCAUGGGGGGCUCGGGCAGCCGCCUGCCCCGCGACCUGCUGGGCGAGUACCAGGAGCUGACCUUCCUGAGCAAGCAGGAGAUCCUGCUCGCCCACCAGCGCUUCUGCGCCCUGCUGCCCAGGGAGGCCCGCGGCCAGGCCUUGGAGACGCGGAUCCCCACGAGCAGCCUCCUGACGCUGCCCGAGCUGCGGGCUAACCCCUUCCGGAACAGGAUCUGCCGCGUCUUUUCUACAGCGGAGAACGGGGGAGACGACCUGUCUUUCGAAGACUUUCUUGACAUGCUGAGCGUCUUUAGCGACUCGGCUACCCCAGAAAUCAAGUCGCAUUACGCCUUCCGCCUCUUUGAUUUUGAUGAUGAUGGCACUCUAGAUAAGAAGGAUUUGGAGAAACUGGUAAACUCCCUGACAGGUGAAGGAGAAGACAGCAGGCUGAGCUCGCUGGAGAUGGACCAGCUCAUUCAGAACAUCUUAGAGGAAUCUGAUAUUGACAAGGAUGGGACCAUCAACCUCUCCGAGUUCCAACAUAUAAUUUCCCGCUCUCCAGACUUCACCAGCUCCUUCAAGAUUGUGCUCUGAUUCUUUUCCACGUUUUCCCUUCUUCCCCAACUGGCUCAAAGAUUCCACACCUCAGAAGAUGGCUCAGUUCUUUCAUGCCUCCCAGUCCAUGCAGUAAACAUCCCUAGGAUUUAUCUAGCUCUUACAGCCAGUUGCAGCCUGGCCUUGCAGUUAUACCCAUCAGCUGGUGUUCUUAUACGGAGUGGUGGGAGAAGAAAAUUGGGGGCUGUGGCUGCUACUCCCUGCUCCUGCUCCACCUUGUGGUUCUGGGUGGCUUGGGGUUACUGCAGUAGAAGACCAAAACAAGCAGAGCAAAUUGUGGCAGGACUUCUGUGCUGCUCCUGGGUCUUGCUGUCACCAUGGUUUUCUGGUUGCAGCUUGCUCACGGAGCAACCGACACUUCCCAAUUAAACUGUACACAUAAACUAGGCAUAUUAAAAGUUCUGAAUCACUGCAUAUUUCUCUUGCUUUACAAGGGGUGGGGAAGAGCAUCACCUGUGAGCCAGCCUCCUGAGCUUUAUGAAUAUGGACGUGACAUCAUUUUGCUUGACUUCUACAUUCUGCUAAAUAAAACUCAGCGAGUGGAACCUA